Molecule: messenger RNA, 696 nt
Organism: Arctia plantaginis
Lineage: Eukaryota; Metazoa; Arthropoda; Insecta; Lepidoptera; Erebidae
Source: the annotation of a GenBank genome assembly
AUGGCACUCGGUUGCGUCGCAGAGGGUUCGGAAGCGUCGCGGCCGGGAUCGAGCUCGCGGCUCGCGCUAAUCUUUGGUAGUGCGCUACUGCAGGUGCGCCAGGCGCUUGGGCAGCGCCGCCACCACGCGCACGCGGUCGCUGAACUGCGGCGGCGGCGCCAGCACCGGCGCCGCGUCCCCCGCCGCGCCCCCCUCCUCGGGCGGCGGCGGCAGCUGCGCCAGCAGCCCCGCGCCCAGCCCGCGCCGCCCGGGGCGCGCGCGCCACGUCCCACGCCCAGCCGCUCGGCCGCGCUGCGCCCGCGCACGCCGCCCGCCCCCGCCCCCGCCGCGCCCCGCAGCAGCGCGGCCGUGGCGCGCUUGCGCGUGAGCGAGUUGUGGCGCUGCAUGGGCGGCGGCGGCGGCGCCAGCGACUCGCUGGACGAGUGCACGGGCUCGGUGCUGAUGACGUCGUUGGACGACUUGACGGUGACGGAGCUGCAGAAGGACACCUUGUCGCGGCGCGGCGGCGGGCGCGCCACCUCCUGGUCGCUGGACACGCCGGACGACGAGUUGUCGCCGUCGUCGCGCUCGCCGAGCGAGUCGCCGCACGACUUCGACGACUUGAGUCGCGUGCGAAUCUUCUGUAUCUCGUCCACCGAGAACGAGUGCUGCAUCGAACUCGAACCCGAGCUGCUCCCGCUGGAAACGAGCGAUUGA